This is a messenger RNA of Nerophis ophidion (straightnose pipefish), 492 nucleotides long. RefSeq names its product defensin, beta-like 2 (gene defbl2). The transcript has 3 exons. The record is from RefSeq and is a predicted model, not a curated record. Lineage: Eukaryota; Metazoa; Chordata; Actinopteri; Syngnathiformes; Syngnathidae. Bases 52 to 243 code for a protein of 63 amino acids.
UCAGCAGCAGCUUGUCCACAGCAGAGUGGAAGCUUAUUGGUGCGCCCAAACAUGAAGCGACUCAGUUUGGUUCUCCUUUUUCUUCUCCUGAUGUUUACGGUCGGGGAGGGUAUUGACCACGAACUGCGAUACUGGACAUGCGGGCAUAGAGGACUCUGCAGACGGUUCUGCUAUGCUCAGGAGUACAUUGUUCAUCAUCAUGGGUGCCCUAGAAGAUACAGGUGCUGUGCCAUUCGCUUCUAACACAGUCUUCAGCAGGAGGCUGCAACACAAUCACAGUAACCCUCGACAUUAGAUGCAGUCUUAUUUGAAAAUGUGCCCUUUGGUUGUGACUUUCCAAUCCUUAACCAGCCCCCCUUUGAAUUGAAACUGCUUUCUUGGCUUGGAAAUUGUGUGAUUUAUUCUGCCGACCAUAUUAUUAAAAGAAAAAUGAAAAUCAAAUUCUCUCUGAAAUGAAGUGUUACUAAUAAAGGUGUGCAUAUAAACAUGCAA